This is a messenger RNA of Triplophysa rosa, 1762 nucleotides long. It is a transcript of the gene dhps, whose product is annotated as deoxyhypusine synthase. The coding region runs from base 125 to 1204 and encodes 359 amino acids. NCBI's taxonomy places the organism in Eukaryota, Metazoa, Chordata, Actinopteri, Cypriniformes, Nemacheilidae. The transcript is spliced from 10 exons. Gene Ontology annotation, biological process: peptidyl-hypusine biosynthetic process. Gene Ontology annotation, molecular function: deoxyhypusine synthase activity. Gene Ontology annotation, cellular component: cytoplasm. The record is from RefSeq and is a predicted model, not a curated record.
CGUAGUUGUUUGGAACAUGACAUGUGGAUGCUCGGAUGUGCAGGAUUGAGUUGAAAUCAGCGAUAAACUACAUUACACAUACGGGCAUUGAAAUAAUUUUUAUAAUCACAGGAUAAGAGUGAUAAUGGCCCACCAGGCCCCAUCUGUGGCGAGGGAAGCUGUGUUAAAGGAAAGCAGUCCAUUGCCAGACGAUAUGCCCCGGAUUAAGGGUUAUGACUUCAACCAGGGGGUGGAUCACAAAGCCCUGCUGCAGUCCUACCUCACCACAGGCUUUCAGGCCAGCAGCUUUGCCCUGGCUGUGCAAGAGAUCAAUAAGAUGAUAGAGAAGAGACUACAGGUAGUGCAGGAGGAAAGCAGCGAUUCUCAACAGUCAGAUUCAGGCUGCACCAUUUUUCUGGGCUACACCUCCAACCUUAUCAGCUCAGGUGUACGAGAGAGCAUUCGCUACCUCGCACAACACAAAAUGGUUGAUGUGAUAGUGACCACAGCAGGAGGAAUAGAAGAAGACCUUAUCAAAUGUUUAGCGCCCACGUUUCUUGGAGAGUUCAGUCUGCGUGGGAAAGACUUACGACAGCAGGGCAUUAAUAGAAUAGGGAACCUCCUGGUACCGAAUGAUAAUUACUGUAAGUUUGAAGAUUGGCUGAUGCCUAUUCUAGACCAAAUGGUGCUGGAACAAAAGACUGAGGGCACACACUGGACACCCUCAAAAAUGAUCCACAGACUGGGCAAAGAAAUCAACGACCCAGAUUCGGUUUACUACUGGGCCUACAAGAAUGACAUCCCAGUGUUUAGCCCCGCCCUCACCGACGGUUCAUUGGGCGAUAUGAUCUACUUCCACUCGUACAAGAACCCCGGGCUAGUGCUUGAUAUUGUGGAGGAUAUUCGAAGAUUGAACAGCAAAGCCGUGUUUGCCAAGAGCACGGGAAUGAUCAUUCUCGGAGGAGGUCUUGUUAAACAUCAUAUCUCUAAUGCUAACCUCAUGAGAAAUGGAGCGGAUUUUGCUGUGUUUGUCAACACCGGACAGGAGUUCGAUGGCUCAGACUCGGGUGCCAGACCUGAUGAAGCUGUCUCUUGGGGGAAGAUCCGCAUGGAUGCCACACCUGUUAAGGUUUAUGCAGAUGCUGCGAUAGUAUUUCCACUCUUAGUGGCUGAAACAUUUGCACACAACGCUAGCAGACUGAUCAAAGACAAGAAAAGCAAUUGAUGUCCUCUCAUUCCUAUUUGUUUGUUCACAUCGUGAAUAAUUUGUGCAUCUAAACAAACAUAAUAUUAUUGUGUGUCUGUUUUCAGUCAUAUGGAUAGUCUGUGUACGUCAGGUAAAACAGCAACCACACAAGACAUUGUACAUUUUUACUGAAUGUUGCUUUUUACUUUACUGGGUUUUAUAUUUAUUUUGUAUCUUUGUUUUAGAAUGGACAUUUUUGCUUUUAUGUAUUUCAUCCCAUAUUACACGCAUACCAUCUUGUGUCUGUCUUUGUUCCACUUCAUGUGGAUAUUUAUUCAUACUUACUCAAUUUGCAAAUAUAUAAGUCAUGAUAAUACUGUAUGUAUAAAAUGGGAAUGCACAAAAUGAAAUAUUAAAAACAGGAGCAAUAUGCUUUGUGUAUGUGAAAUACUGUGCUUUAGGAUGGUUUAUAACCACCAGAGGGCAGUUUUGCUUUACUCUGUACUUCAGUGAUCACUACAAACUAUAUAGUUUAUAGCUUCAGUAUUUUGAUAAAUAUAAUAAACCCUUAUACCAAACGUAUGAAAAUCUAUCGUU